This is a messenger RNA of Nerophis lumbriciformis (worm pipefish), 1197 nucleotides long. NCBI's taxonomy places the organism in Eukaryota, Metazoa, Chordata, Actinopteri, Syngnathiformes, Syngnathidae. The record is from RefSeq and is a predicted model, not a curated record.
AUGAAGUCCCCUCGCCUCGACGAAGUUAAAGCCAAGCGAGACAUGGAGAGAAGCUCCCCGGAGAAGAAAAAUUCCCCCAUCAAGGACCCCCUGCCCUUCAAGCCCCCUGUCGAGAAGGUGCGCACCGUAUUGUUCCCCUGCGACCCCGCCCUCGGAGAGGCCCGCGACAAGGAGAACAAGACCGUCAAGGCGCGCGAAGGCAUCUUUGACAAGGCGCUAGAGGACAGCGGCUACUUGUCUUUGCAAAGCAGUCAAAUCGACGAAGGCGACCACCACUGUCACGGAAGAUUCCCCUCGACGUCCCUGCUACGUCCCCCCGUAACUCCUAAAAAGUCCGCUCUGUGUCAAGACGGGGCCGUUUCAGGAUGCCGGGCGAGCGUUUUAGUCACGUCCACGCCCGUGGACAAGCAGAAAGCACUCGCGUCCUUCCCCAAUCUUCCCAUCAUCAAGUUCCAGGAAGCCGUUUGUCAGGAGCUCGCCAAAAGUUACAGCGAGAAUAAGAGGUACGACUGGAGCGUCAUCUCCAGGGUGGCCAAGGAUCAUCCGCUUCACCAGGUAAUCGGCCGCAGCAUGGGCCUGGAGUUCAUCGACAUCUUCUCCAGGCUCCUGUCCAAGAACAUGUUGUGCAUCCUGUCCAACAUCUUGGCCCUGCUGGGAGACACGGACCUCAUCAGUUGCAAGAAGGUCAGCAGGACGUGGAGGAGGAUCAUACGUGAAGAUAGCGCCGCCACGAGAAGAUGUCGGCAUGCUGAACAAGUGCUUCAGGAGUCAUUAAUCUCUCUGAGGCAAAAGAACAGCGGUCUGACAAGAGACGCAGUGGCGUCCCGGUUGGUGAUGUCUCGCAUCCAGAGAAUGGCAUCUCCUCACCGCCCCUCCUCCACCAACAGCCAAACCACACCCUUGCAAAAAACCGACAAAUCUCGCUUCAACGAAUUCUUGCAGGCCGCCAGCACCCUGAAGAGUCACGAGUCCCUGAAACGGUGCACGCACUGCGGCUCGCCCGCCGUUCACUCGCCCGAGCUCCGGCAAGCCGCGUGCACCAGGAGCUCCUGCCAGUUCUUAUUCUGUACAAAGUGCCACGAGGCCUACCACGGCGCCAAACCGUGCAGAGCGGUGCCUUCCCGUUCGGCCCAGGGCAAGUCCGUCGCCCUCCUCCCCUGCAGCGCGCAAAGCAAGAAAAACAUUAGGAGGUUGUGA